Messenger RNA from Oncorhynchus tshawytscha (Chinook salmon), 1837 nucleotides. RefSeq names its product C1q and TNF related 6b (gene c1qtnf6b). NCBI's taxonomy places the organism in Eukaryota, Metazoa, Chordata, Actinopteri, Salmoniformes, Salmonidae. Gene Ontology annotation, molecular function: protein binding. The transcript is spliced from 4 exons. The record is from RefSeq and is a predicted model, not a curated record. Bases 525 to 1271 code for a protein of 248 amino acids.
UGGACAAUAGUUAGAACCAGGGUGUCUGUGCUGACUCCUCUAGCACCGAGAUGCAGUGCCUCAGACCGCUCGGGAGCCCCGAGUUAAAGAGGGAAAUGUUUUAACUGGCUCAGAAACACGAACGCAUAGACUCCAAGCGUCUACUUGGCAGACAGGGACGAAGAAGAAAGAGAAGAACGUGUGAUAAAGAAGAUGAUAAAUGAGCUCUGGUGGAGGUUUUGUGUACAGCUGAACCAUUCUGACAGAGAGUAGUACGCUGCAGACUUGUCUUAGUAAUGGAUGUGUACUUCGGGGAGGGGUGGAGGGAUGGAGGGAGUCAUCAAGAGAGGAGAGAAAGGGAGGAUGAGUUAUAAUCAGCGAGGAGGGAGAGAAGACAGGGAGGGGAAAGCAAGCGAUCUACAGCGUGUUUAGGAGAGAGAGAGGCUGAGUAAAGUUUCUUACCCGGUUACAACAUUUUCCUCGCGCACAGCUGAUCCUCAAUACAUUCGCGAGCAUCUCUAGGAGGAAAUCAAGGUGUGGUCAUCAUGUUGGGGGUGUGUCUGUCCGUCCUAUUGCUCCUCCCCCUGGCCUCAUCCAUCCCCUCCCCCUCUAGACCUCCCCCAAGACUAUGCAGACGAUGCUGCGACCCCCUGCAGCCCCCAGAAUCCUCUGCUGCACACCCUGCCCACCACGCCCCCGCCACGCCAGAGGUCCACACCUACAUCAACAUGACCAUACUCAAAGGUGAUAAAGGUGACAGAGGAGAUAAAGGCAUGCCAGGGAAAAAUGGUAAAGAAGGUCCCCAAGGUUACCGGGGUCCCAUGGGUCCUCAAGGGACUAAGGGCCAGGCGGGCGCCCCGGGAGAUGCCUGUAAGCCACAGCACUCCUCCUUCUCUGUAGGAAGACGUAAAUCCCUCCACAGUAUAGACUACUACCAGGCCCUGGUGUUUGACACGGUGUUCGUCAACCUCUACGAGCACUUCAACAUGUUCAAAGGUAAAUUCUACUGCUUCGUCCCAGGUAUCUACUUCUUCAACGUGAACAUCCACACGUGGAACUUCAAGGAGACCUACCUCCACCUGAUGCACAACGAUAAGGAGCAGGUGAUCCUGUACGCCCAGCCCAGUGAGAGGUCCAUCAUGCAGAGUCAGAGUGUGAUGAUGGACCUGGCGCUGAACGACGAGGUCUGGGUCAGGCUCUACAAGAGGGAGAGGGAGAACGCCGUCUAUAGUGAUGACGUGGACGUCUAUAUUACCUUUAAUGGAUACCUGGUGGCGCCUAGUGUCCAGUGAUCAGAGUGGAGGGGGAGGGGGAGGAAACUCUGGGUUGGAUUUUGGUCGUUUUAUCAUGCCUAAAGUUCAGUGAUGAAGAAGGAGGAAAGAAGAGAGAGGGGGAACUUGCGCCAGUGUUGGAUUUUUGAUUUUGCUUGUGCCUAUAUUGCCUUCAGUGCUCACCAAAUGGAAAUUUUAGUUGUUCCUUUGUAGUGCCUUCAGUUCUCACCAAAUGGAAACUCUGGGUUGAUUUUGAUUGUUCCUUUAUGGUGCUUUCAGUGCUCACCAAAUGGAAACUCUGGGUUGAUUUUGAUUGUUCCUUUAUGGUGCUUUCAGUGCUCACCAAAUGGAAACUCUGGGUUGGAUUUUGUUUGUACUUCCGUUGCUCCUAAAGCAGCCAAUGAUACAAAUGACCUGCGCACACGUUUUCCUCUGCCUCACGAUGUAUUCCUCUCAGGUACUUUGAAUGGGGAGGAUUGUGGGCAGUGUUGUGUAGUGUCCCAGUGUUAUGUAGUGUCCCAGUGUUGUGUAGUGUCCCAGUGUUGUGUAGUCCCAGUGUUGCAGUGUUGUGUAGUGUCCCAGUGUUG